Molecule: messenger RNA, 1458 nt
Organism: Vanrija pseudolonga
Lineage: Eukaryota; Fungi; Basidiomycota; Tremellomycetes; Trichosporonales; Trichosporonaceae
Exons: 3
Coding region: 1-1458 (485 amino acids)
Source: RefSeq, a predicted model, not a curated record
AUGAUGGCAACCUCAAGCCGCAGCUUCCCCCGCACGGCGUGGUGCGCCAGCGAAGUCCUCGACCCCAGUGUGACGCCACACGCGCGCCGUCUCCGCACGGCGGCGCGCGACGCGAGUUUAACGUGGGAGCUCGCGGUGCUCGACGGUGACUGGAAGGCGGUCGACGAGGGCUGCGUCGCGCUCUGCAUCCUCGCGAAGGCGGACGAACUGGUGGCAACUCGUGAGCUCGACGACUGGGUCGUCAAUGCCGUCGUGUGGGUCGCGUACGAGAUGGCGAAGGACGCUGCCCCGAGGAAGAUGACAUUCCAGCCCUAUACCGAAGUGUUCAGCUUCGUCUCCAAGGCGCUGUACAUCAUGUGCCUGCCGCCCAAGGAGGCUGCAGCCGUCACCAUCGACGUGGCCGCCUUCGACCCGAUCCACGAGGCGCCGUGGACCAUGGACGGGGAAGUGGUGAAGGAUACGCUCGCGGAGGCCGUACUGCGGUGCUUCGAGCACGUGUACGACGCGGGGGUCGAGCACGACACCGACGACGAGGGCACCGAAGGGUCGAGCACAAUGUGUAGUGACGAUGGGACGCAGGUCGCCAGGGAGGAGAGCGGCGCCACGAAGGUUGCCGGAGCCGCUGCGAAGAGCGCAAAGCCGCGCCCGUACACCUGGCCCCUGUACCACAUGGCGCUGCCCACGAUCCCGCUCCUCGUCGCCACGAACGGGACGCCGCCGGUCCAGGACGUCAGCCUGCCGUUCGACGUUGUGGACUUGGACCGGCUUGUUGUCCCGGGGGUGGUGUGGGAGGAUGAGGUGUGCGCUGAGGCGGGCGGGUACAUCGACAUUGAAGUCGAGGACAACAAUGACAACGACAAUGUCGACAAUGACAACGGCGAUACCGUCCACAAUGGAAAUGACAACAGCGACAACUACGACACCGACUCCGACUCGGACGUCCAGUGCCACCCCGACUGCUUUGACCCGUUCAACUGCCGCUACGACGCAAGCGAUACGUGGGACUGUGAGGAAGACUAUGUCCCCGUCGGGCGGGUAGUCGAGCUCGAGGAUAUGGUCAGCUAUGACGUGCCAGCGGACAUCAUCCUCGCCAGUCUCCUUCUCGACAAACUCCAGGAGACCCAGACAGUCGAUGCAGUCGACCUCGACCUCGAGAGCUUCGACAAGGGCGUCUCCGAGCUCGAACCCAGUCUCGACAGCAUCGACCACCUCAUCCCAGUGUUCGACAUCGACGCUCUCCCCGACAUGACCGCGAUCCUCGCCACGGAGCUUUCAGCGCCAAACAUGAGCGACUUUCUCGCCGACGCGCCGAACAUGAGUGACUUUCUCGCCAACGUGCCAGACAUGAGCGACUUUGUCGCCCCCACGCCGGACACGAGCGACGAGUUCACCAGCGCCGACGCGGACGGCGAGAGCGAUAGCUUCGAGUACGACGACGCGGGUGUGUGGGGGCUGUAG